Molecule: messenger RNA, 3573 nt
Organism: Tarenaya hassleriana
Lineage: Eukaryota; Viridiplantae; Streptophyta; Magnoliopsida; Brassicales; Cleomaceae
Exons: 25
Coding region: 208-3270 (1020 amino acids)
Cellular component (GO): mitochondrial outer membrane
Molecular function (GO): ATP hydrolysis activity; ATP binding
Source: RefSeq, a predicted model, not a curated record
ACACUUCGAUCUCUUCUCUCUCUCUCUCUCGCGCGCCUCUGUCGGAUUUUCUUGCGCUUCUCUCUCUCGUUCACCCAACUUAUCUCUCCGCUUGCUCCAAAGCUUAUUGGUAAUGGAAUCUAUUACGAUGGGAUGAACAGAAACCAGUUUUCUCCAUAUCUAUCGAUACAAAACCAGUGAUCUUGUAUUUCAACAAAGGAACCUACAAUGUAUACAAGGGCAAUAAAAAGGAAUCAGAGAUGGGGUUUGGUAUUGCAGGAAUCCAAAUACCUAAUUAGGCCGAAAGUUCGUGACUUUACUUGUUCCCGGUCCUAUGGUCCUGCAAAUAUGUUAAUGCAUCAUUCAACUCAUGUUAGUUUGGCAAGAAAGUACCUCCCACAUUCAUUUUCUUUCCGCAGUAUUGCCUCUGGAAACUGUUUAAGUUUGUUUGGGAAUAGCCAGUUGCGUAGGUUUAGUUCUGAAGGUGAUGGAAGCAAUGCUAGUGAGAAUAACCAUAUGCCUCUGAAUAAUGGUGAUAAGUUAGACGAAGGAAAAACCCAGAAGGGAAAAAGUAGUUUUGUUGUUGGUCAUUCUGAUUCUCAUGCUCAACUUGGCGAACAAGACCAGAUUGAUUGGCUUAACAAUGAGAAACUUGCCACCGAGUUCAAAAAGAAGGAGUCACCUUUCCUUACUCGACGAGAAAGGUUCAAAAACGAGUUCCUUCGGAGAAUCCAACCUUGGGAAAGAAUUCAUCUCUCCUGGGACACCUUCCCUUAUUACAUCCACGAGUACACAAAAAAACUUUUGGUGGAAUGUGCAGCUUCACAUAUAAGACAAAAAAGUGCAACUUCCACAUAUGGCGGCCGUUUAGCUUCUUCAAGUGGAAGGAUACUGCUCCAGAGUGUCCCAGGAACCGAGCUUUACCGAGAGAGGCUAGUGCGUGCACUUGCUCAAGAUUUACAGGUGCCCCUGUUGGUUCUUGACAGCAGCGCUCUUGCUCCUUAUGAUUUUGCCGAUGACUGCAAUGAAGAAUCAGAAUCAGAUGAAGAGAAUGCAGAAUCUGAUGAGUGCACUUCAGAGUCAGAGGCUGAGGAAGAGAAUGACGCUAAUAAUGAAGAGUGGACAAGCAGCAAUGAGGCAAAAACAGAUGGCAGCGAUAUUGAUGAAGCUGAUGUUGAGGCAACUGCCGAGGAAGCCCUCAAGAAGCUUGUGCCAAAUUUAGAGGAGUUUGAAAAGAGGGUGUCUGAAGAAUUACAAGGCUCCUGUGAGGAGUCAAACACUGCGACUAUUGAGCAAUCUGAUAAAACCAAACGCCCACUCAAGAAAGGAGAUCGAGUAAGAUAUGUUGGGCCUUCCGUAAAGGGCGAAGCAAAGCGUAGGGUCAUUUUGGGGAAGAUUCCUACAUCUGAUGGUCAAAAGUGUGCUUUUACAGUUAUUCCUAACAGGAUACUCUCUAGUGGACAACAUGGAAGCGUAUUAGAGGUGAGUGGAAACAGUGUAGCUGUCAUUUUUGAAGAUAGUGGUGAAGCACCAUCAGAGGGAAGUGAGGAGAAACCCACAGAGGAGUCUCAGGCGCCACCUUGUUACUGGAUAGAUGCUAAAGACCUGAAGCAUGAUUUGGAUCUGCAAGCUGAAGAUGGUUACAUUGCCAUGGAGGCUUUAUUUGAGGUUUUGCAAUCCACACAACCACUUAUUGUCUAUUUUCCAGACUCGUCCCAGUGGUUGUCUAGAGCUGUACCUAAGUCAAAACGGAAGGAAUUUGUAGGUAAAGUUCAGGAAAUAUUUGAUAAAGUAUCAGGCCCUGUAGUUAUGAUUUGUGGGCAGAACAAGGUUGAGACAGGCUCAAAAGAGAGGGAGAAAUUUACUAUGAUACUCCCAAACUUUAGCCGCCUUGCGAAGCUGCCUCUUCCUUUGAAGCGACUCACUGAGGGACUCACGGGACGGAAGAGAUCAGAGGAUAAUGAGAUAUACAAGCUCUUCACUAAUGUUUUGCGCUUACAACCUCCUAAGGAAGAAGAUACCCUCAGAGUAUUCAAUAAACAAGUAGAAGAAGAUAGGAGGAUAGUGAUAUCUCGGAGCAAUUUAAACGAGUUGAGAAAGGUUCUUGAGGAGCAUGAGUUAUUGUGCACUGACUUAUACCAAGUGAACACCGACGGCGUGAUAUUGACAAAGCAAAAAGCUGAGAAAUUUGUCGGCUGGGCCAAAAACCAUUAUUUAUCUGCUUGUCCAAAUCCAAUUGUUAAAGGAGGGCGCUUGUAUCUUCCCCAUCAAAGCCUGGAAAUUGCAAUUUUGAGGUUAAGGGAGCAAGAAAUUUUUUCUCAGAAACCCUCGCAGAGCUUGAAGAAUCUUGCCAAGGGUGAGUAUGAGGGUAACUUUGUGUCAGCUGUGGUAAGCCCUGGAGAAAUUGGUGUCAAAUUUGACGACAUUGGAGCGCUUGAAGAUGUUAAAAAGGCAUUGAAUGAGCUGGUCAUUCUUCCCAUGAGAAGGCCAGAGCUUUUCUCCCAUGGGAAUCUCUUACGACCUUGCAAAGGCAUAUUGCUUUUUGGUCCUCCCGGUACUGGUAAAACACUCCUUGCAAAGGCGCUCGCUACAGAAGCUGGUGCAAACUUCAUUAGCAUAACUGGCUCAACCCUUACGUCAAAGUGGUUUGGAGAUGCAGAAAAACUUACUAAGGCUCUGUUCUCCUUUGCCAGCAAGCUAGCACCUGUCAUUAUAUUUGUUGAUGAGAUUGACAGUCUUUUGGGUGCUCGUGGUGGUGCUUUUGAGCACGAGGCAACUCGAAGAAUGAGAAACGAGUUCAUGGCAGCUUGGGAUGGUCUGAGAACAAAAGACAGCCAAAGAAUCCUCAUUCUUGGUGCUACAAACAGGCCCUUUGAUCUUGAUGAUGCUGUCAUUCGCCGUCUACCAAGACGGAUAUACGUUGACUUACCGGAUGCAGACAACCGGUUGAAGAUCCUGAAAAUAUUUCUUGCACAAGAAAAUCUGGAAGGCGAUUUCCAGUUCCACAAACUUGCACAGGAAACUGAAGGAUAUUCAGGCAGUGAUCUGAAGAAUCUUUGCAUUGCUGCAGCAUACAGGCCUGUCCAGGAACUGUUGCAGGAAGAAAACAAGGGUGCGAGAGAUGAGGCAAGUCCAUUGCUACGGCCGCUGAUGUUGGAUGACUUCAUUCAGUCUAAAGCCAAGGUGAGUCCGUCUGUGGCGUACGACGCAACGACGAUGAACGAGCUGAGGAAAUGGAACGAGCAAUACGGGGAAGGAGGGAGCCGGAGAAAGUCCCCUUUCGGCUUCUGAUGAUGCUAACCUCUGAAUCACAGUUAGGAAUCAGAACGAAGAGCCGAGUUUUGAGUAGGUCAAGCUUUUUUCAAGAUGUGGGUUUAGGGUUUUUCUCAAAGAGGCAGUGACUCUGGUUUCAGAAGAACCUCCAAAGGAAAAUGCCAAAUCCAAAUGUACCAAUUUAUAUCUCAGUCAAAUAAUUCUUUUUUACCUCUUUUCCCUGUAAUUGGUUUAACUGUUUGGUUUACUGCAUCAGAUAUUACAAACUCUUAAACAGUUUUUCCAUCUAAGAAAAAAAAAUCCAAACAUGAAAAUACCAUA